This is a messenger RNA of Symbiodinium sp. CCMP2592, 2424 nucleotides long. The record is from the annotation of a GenBank genome assembly. NCBI's taxonomy places the organism in Eukaryota, Dinophyceae, Suessiales, Symbiodiniaceae.
AUGAAAUUCACCCAAGCGGAUUGGGAACAGCAUGUUGCGAACAAUCACGUGCCGUACCGCCGUGAUUGUGCAGUUUGCGUGCACGGUGCCGGAAACGGCCGCCGCCACCACGGUGUAGUUCACCCGGAUGUGUAUUGCAUGUCAGCCGACAUUGCGGGGCCCAUCCGUGUGAAGGGCAAAGACCCAGAAAGCCGCAACCACCGACCAGCCACGUUCAAGUACUUCCUCGCUGUGUCGUACCGCUUCCCACGGCUCAGAGGAGUGAAGGAGGAGUCAGACCCCAGCCAAACCGAGGGGUUUGAUGAUGCAGCACUCCUCCCGGGAGGGACGGAUGACCUUGCAGAUGAGGCCUUUCCCGCAGCAGAAGGCCCCCCGUGCGAAGAUUACGAGGACUCCCUGUACGAGCCAAGUUUAGCGGAAGAAGAGGAGGAGGCGGAAGGUGAAGGAGUUGAAGGGCCUAGGGAGUUUGCAGCCAAAGUUGCCGAGGAGCAUCCCUGGGAGUCAGCCAGGUGUGAACUCGAAACACCGCCUGACAUGGCGAGGGUUCGCGGCAAGCGGUCUGCUGGUGUGAGACUUGACGACGUCUUUGCACGUGACCCGCCGCCUCCCUUGCCGCCGCCAGCAGGAGCUCCACACCCGGAAGGGCCUGUGUCACCGGUUGAGGAGGAGUCUGCCCGUGUAGCGCGCUUGAGUCUGCAAGACCUUGAAGGUUUAGCUACGGAGCUUAUCGAGGACGACUGGGACCUUGAUGAAGCGUUGUGGGUGCUAGCCGAAGUGUGCAGAGCAGCGCCCCAGCUGCAACACAAAGCUGGGUUGUACCGUCACGGAGGUGUCGUAGGAGUUUUAGGGGGUACCACAGAUAAGCCUUGGCUGACAGAGCUUAUGAAUAUGGUGUUUUCGGCAGUUGCACCCACAGCAGAGUACACCUCGCUUUGGUUGUCUAACUCCACUGUUCAACCCGUGCACGCCGACCACCACAACCUGCAGGGAUCCACAAAUGUAGUCCUCCCUUUGAAGCUCCCGCCUAACGGAGGGGAUUUGUGGAUAGAACUCAAGCCUGGUGACCUAGUCAGUGGCCCUGUAGAGGAGCGGGUAGACGGCAAAGGCAGGCGCUGGUUAGGGACAACUCACAAGUUAGAGCGCGGUAAGCCCUUCUUCCUAGACCCUACUCGCCGCCACGCCACCACUCCCUGGAAGGGUGAGAGAGCAGUGCUUGUCGGCUACACUGUCAACACGUUAGGCAAAGAGCUUGAGCACGAGUUUCAAAGCCUUGAAGCUUUAGGUUUUCCACUCCCAGCGUCGGUACGUUUACCGCUGACUGAGCAGCAAGACGUGAGACGUCUAGACGCGUUUGACUGCUUCGAAGAAGAGCCCCUUCAGGAGACAAAGGCACGUCACCCUGACGGGAAGACUUCUGAGUUAGCGCCUGGGACUGUGCUUAAAGGCGGAGGUUGGAAAGAAACCCAAGCCGUAGAAGCAGGUACUGUAGAGCUGGAGGUGUCGUGGAACCUGAAACACUCGCCGGACCACAGGCGAACCCAGUCUGAGCACGCCCUGCUGGCUUGCCAACCAGACACCGAGACACAGGUUGAGGAGGAGGAGAGCUCAAGCGAAGACUCCUUGCCGGAGCAACCAGUGCUGUGGGAGUUGUGGGUUCCAGACCCGCAGACAGGUGAGCAGCUGUGUGUUUUCAGGUCUGACGACUCGGACGCGAGUGAAGCUUGCGCCCUUUGCAAGUCUGAGCCGGUUUACACUACCAACGUGGAGCUGUUGCUUGACGGGUUGCAAGAACCACUGCAGGUAGUCCACACUGUAGACCCUCGGGAUGCAGAGCAAUGCAUCGAGAAGUGGAUGCCGUCCAUUCACAAAGAGAUCGGUGUCAUUGAGAAGGCUGUGCGGCGACUGCCCCCUGCAGAGGGUGACGCUGCCCUCGCUACCCGGAAGGGUCAAGCUUACCACAAACGCAAGGCUCGCUUGGUCGCUUGUGGCAACCACGCCUACAGUGAAACUCAAGCUGUGGGCACUGGGACCGUGGCGCAGCAAGACCUGCAGCUGAGUGCCUUCGCUGUCUUGCUCGCCUUCUUUCAGGUCGUAGGUGCUGCCAGCCAGACAACGGACGAGGAAGAAGACUUGUCUCUCCCCGUGUCGCUUGAUGCAGAUUUGAUGUUGGCAGUAUCCAUCAUCUGCAUUGGUAUCUGCUUCAUUGCAGUGUGGGAGUUCUUCAAGCGGCGCGCAAGUUACAGCGCCUUCGAGAUCAAACUGCGCGUGCCAUCCAGGCCGAGAUCUCUGCACGUGAGGAAGCAGCAAGCUCGCAGUUUGUUGAGUUUCAAGUGUGCCAGCAGUGCCACGGCACCACUGCAGACCACACCCAGCACAGCACAGGGUAGGAACUACUCCACCCUAACGGGUUGGAUCUCUCAGUGA